GCGACUCUAGUCGCAGGAGUGCGAGAGAGGCGAGCUGGUGGCGCGCGGUCCAGAGUCGACGUGAUUCUGUGCGAGAUUUUCCCCCUGAAGGGCACGCUCUCCCGGAUCGCGAGAUAUUCGGACCCUCGGGAACCGGAGGGAGAGAGAUACCGGGAUAAUUCGGUGCGAGGAGCGAAUCGAGACCCGCUCGAGAGCGGCUCCUUCUCGUCGAGGAUAGUCCGGAGACACAGAGCACCAAGUCCCUCGGACUGGCAUCGAUAGUUUAGUCCAAUCUAUACAUAUAUACUCAUAUCUUUACGCGCACCCGCGCAUAUAUAGGCAAAAGUUAGACUUAAAUCCGAAAGGGGGAGGAAAAGGAAGGCGCAGGUCGAGGUUUCGACAGUCGAGUGUGCCCUCUUACGCAGCGCGCAAGCUCCGUGCCGAAGGCGAGCCCGCUGAUUGGCUGGCCCGCCAGCGCUGGCCAGCGAUGUCGGGAAUCCGCAUCAACGUCGAGCGAGCUUCCAACGACGGCCGCGAAGAGGCCGAACUGGACGUCGAGGAUACGACGACGACGACGACGGUGCCGCCCGGGAGUCUGCCCUCCUGGCACAUCCCUAGGCCCUCCUUGGUGGGCCGAGGCGAGCGGGACAGCGAGACCGGCAGCUGGACCCAUCAUCAUCUGCACCCGAACUCACCCUCCAGAGGGUCCACCUCCUCGCAGGGGUCCACGGCCAGCACUCACAGUGCAGCUUCCGGCACGCUGCUCCUCACUGCGGCGAACCUGGCGAACCUGGCGGCGAUGCAUCCUCCCAUGGUGACGGAGCCGAAACCCAUGGACACUGCAUCGGUGGCCAGCAGCACGCAUUUCACGGUUGUCAAUGGCCUCGGCAGACCGCCGACAGUUUACAGAAAGUCCUGGUGUGCCAGGAACCAACUCACCGUGCUCAUCUGCACCAUGAGUUUCCUCUUCAUGGUGGCCCUGUUCACCGCGGUUCUUUACAUGGAGAUGAGGGCUCGCGACAAGUAUAACUAGACCACCCGGAGGAGGAGGAUGCCGAAGGGAAAAGAUGGCUUCCAUUUAAGUUUACGAAGAGACGACUUCCUGAUCACCGGAAGGAGGAGAGACCCGCAGGAAGGAGCGAUAAGCGAGCGGCAUCGCGUUGCCGCUUUCUCGUGCGUUUAGGUGAUAAGAGGAAGAGGCCCCGCCGCGUUAUCACGACGCUUCGGCGGCCUCUUCCGCCAUAGUCGAUAAGCUGUAUUACACCGUGUCGAAAGUGUGGUACGUCAAAUCAGUAAUUACAUUUGUGUAAUGAGCGCAUCGCGUCGAGCCCCCCCCGAGGUCUCGUCGAGUAUAAUUUAUCCUCAGAUUAAGGAACCCUAUGACGACGACGAUAAGACGCAAGGAUAUCUCUGAUCGAUCGACAAGUCGCGGGUUCCAGCGACUUUAGAGACGGUUCUCGGCCGGUUUAGCGUAGUUCCUAAACCACGUCGAUACUUCGAACUCAAGAUGGCGGCAGCACCGUUGGAAAUGUGGAGGACUCCCUCGAAAUUCCUCGCCAAAAUAAUUUUCAUUCUUUUCUUUCUUACCCCCCUAACGAUCAUUUGCAAUAGUGAAUUGUAUUAUAAUGUUUAUUAUUUAUGGCACAGUAUAUUAUAGAGCGAUCAUCGAUGCGAUUGGUUGGCCUUGCGAAGACUGAAGAGAGAAAAACUGCGACGAAUUCUCGCGGAGAUCGCCAAUUUAUCUCGAAAGUACGAGCGUUUGAGUGAUAAUGAGAAAUCGAUUCCAAGAAGGAACAACGCGGGUUAACCGUGUGUCCUGUGAUUAGUGAUAAGUCUCCAUACUUUGAUAACGCGCGUGCUCCGUCGAUCUUGCCUUGAAUUUAGAACGGACGCUCGAUGAAGGUACUCGUUAAACAUGUUAUACAAUUUUAUGCAUAUGUGCCCGGGUCCCUGCUCCGCAUUUCGGGGCAUUUAAGUUAAUGAUAGAGUUGUCGAUAAACAAGUACUGCCUUUUCGAAAGAUGUGCGCUCCGCCCGCCUUGCCUCAGACUUAGGACGGCCAUGGACCGCUUUUACGCAACUGUGAAUUUCGCUUAAAUUCGAGUCUGAAAUCGGUAAAGGGAGAGCCGAGCACCUCAGGGCUGCGGCUUCUACAGAGGACAGAUUAGCAAUGUAAUUUAGGGGUAAUAAUUUAAUCGUUACUAACAAUGUCGAAAUCAAACGUGGGACACCCCUCCCUAAUGCGUUAGGCGGGGGGCAAUGUGUGGAAAAGCAAUGAAGAGCAGUUGCACCGACCGCCCUUCGUGACUGUGAUAUUACUUGUGUAUUAAUUAAUCGUCGAUUCAACAAGAAAAUGUCAAACUAUAA
Molecule: messenger RNA, 2345 nt
Organism: Orussus abietinus
Lineage: Eukaryota; Metazoa; Arthropoda; Insecta; Hymenoptera; Orussidae
Exons: 4
Coding region: 467-1012 (181 amino acids)
Source: RefSeq, a predicted model, not a curated record